Diuraphis noxia (Russian wheat aphid) is the source of this 2532-nucleotide messenger RNA. Its product is annotated as dyslexia-associated protein KIAA0319-like protein. Gene Ontology annotation, cellular component: cytoplasmic vesicle; membrane. Gene Ontology annotation, biological process: neuron migration. NCBI's taxonomy places the organism in Eukaryota, Metazoa, Arthropoda, Insecta, Hemiptera, Aphididae. The record is from RefSeq and is a predicted model, not a curated record.
AUGUUUUGUAAAGAAGAAGCUGGUAGUUAUGAAAAAAUUUCAAAUGUCACAUUAAAUGGAUGUAUCAUGAAAUGCUGUGAAUCUGAUGGUUGUAAUGUGGUUUUCAUGAACAAAAAUGAUUGUUAUACGCUGUCAUGCAAAACAAAUGAUGACUGUCUACCAAUUUAURCUAAAGAAAAUGUAUUGAAUUUCAAAAUGAUUUUAGUAGCUCCAAAAUUACCUGUUAAGGAUUGGACAGUUAUAUUGGAAGAAAACAGUUUCUCAGAGCCUGAAGACGCUAGAGUUGUAUACCCCUUAGAAAAAAUAUGCGAAGUGAACAAUGAUUGCACAGAUAAUGAACUAUGUGACGCUCAAAUUGGUGUUUGUGUUUGUUCUGAGGGUUACCAAUUAGACGAAACUAAGAAAUUCUGUUAUUCAAAUACUGGUAAUUUGGGAUUAGGAUCAAACACAUCUGGUUAUGAUGUUGAUGAUAUAAACAAUGUUAUACCAGAACAACAACAACAAUUUGACAGUUUAAAAAAAGUACCGGUUGAAAUUGAAUCACUAAAACCACCCGAAAUCAAACAUUUAGUUGUUUCAGUUUUGUCUAAAACUGUACGACUCCCGGAAAACGAAGCUACACUUUCUGCUUAUACUGUACCAGCGGAUGACACAGGUCAUAGUUAUCAAUAUGAAUGGUCACUUAUUUCAAAAACUCAGGGAUCUGGGCAAACUGUAUCAAUGAAUGAUCAGAAUGGAAGCACAUUGAAACUUUCUCACUUAGUUGAAGGUCUAUAUACGUUCAAGGUAACUGUUACCGGUACAGGUGCUUUUGGAGAAACACAAGCCAAUGUCACAGUAUUACUACCGCAAAGAAUUAAUGUUACUUUAAACGGAAGUCUAAGCACAGAUGAUCAUGGUAUUGUUGCAUGGGAAUGGACAAAAAGUUCGUCAGAUCAAAAUAAAGCUGUAGAUAUUCAAGAUACACGUACACCAUAUCCCAGAUUAUCUAAUUUAGAAGAGGGUUUGUACACCUUUGUAUUAAGGGUGACUGAUAAUGCAAAUCAAACAUCAAGUCCAUCAGAAGUACACGUCUUUGUCAAACCACCAACCAAUAAACCUCCAGUUGCCGUGGCUGGUAAAAAUCUAACAUUAUCAUUGCCUCAAACUUGGGCAUUACUCGAUGGUUCAAAAAGUAGUGAUGAUAUUGGAAUACAAAAAUGGAAAUGGCAUCAAAUUAGUGGUCCAUCGAAUGUGCGUUUUAAUAAAGACAAUGAGUCAAGAACAAAUGUUACUGAGUUGACUAAAGGUGUUUAUGUAAUUGGUUUAACAGUCACUGAUGGAAAUGGAAAUAAUGCUUCAGACAUUGUUAAAAUAACUGUGUACCAAAACAAAAAUACUCCACCUAAAGCUAAUGCUGGAGGAGAUAAGACAAUUGUAUUGCCAGUUAGUGCUAUUGUUCUCAAUGGCUCAUUGUCAUGGGAUGAUUUGGCCAUUGUAAAAUGGGAAUGGAUUCGUGAACCUAAUUCAUUAGCUGCUGGAAAUAUAAUUUUAAAUUCGGACCAUUCAUCAGUUUUAAUUGUAACAAACAUUGUAGAAGGAAGAUAUGUAUUCCGUUUAAAAGUAACUGACGACCAAGGAGCUUCUAGUGAAGAUAUUGUUUCAGUUAACAUCAAGCCUGAUCCUAUUGCAAAGUCCAUUGUAUGCUUAACACUAUAUAUUGAAGCAAGCCGUUUAACACAAAAUCAAGCAAAUGAGGUGAAAUUAAAAUUAGGAAUGUUAUUGCCAACUGGCAGUCAGUUAAAGGUUAGAAAAUGGACAGAAGAACAAAAUUCAAAAAGGGCCCAGUUACAUUUCUUUGUUGUUGACAAUAAAAAUAAAACACUCCCAGGACCAGACGUAGUCUCUAUGUUAAAAUCCAAACUUAAACAAGAUUCAUCACUUUUGCAACUAUCCGUUGAUAAUAUUCAAACUACAGUUUGUCAAAAUAAUUGUUCAGGUUUGUGCAUACAGUACUUAAUGUUUGUUAAUUGUUAUGGUAAUAUUUAUUAUGUGACUUUUGUAUACUAUUUUMCAAUUUUUUUUUUUUUAAUAGAAUGGAGUAUUGUAUACGUGGUCAUCAUAUUAGUGGCCAUGUUUGUAACUACAGUUUUUUGUUUUUGGAGUAUUGCUUGCUUCUGCAAUCGCAUUUGUAAUACCAAACAAAAAAUUAAAAAAUACAAACUGGUUGGAGUCGAUGAAGAUAAUCACUCAAUGAAAAGUUCAAUGUCGCACUUAGAAUUAUCUGACACGGAUUCAGAUUCAGACGUUUUAUUAGAUGUAAGGAAGGCCAAAUUGAACCAAAACAGUAUGUCAAACAAAUUUUUAAAUGCAUCUCGGUACAAGAAGAAUAAGAGAGGAGUUAAUGCUUGAAAUGCUGAAAAUUGCUAUUAUAAUUUUUACUAUUUAUAACAGAACUUCAGAACAUAGCUUCUCAUACAUUAAAAUAAGAGCUUUAUAGUUUAUUUUAUGAAAAAACUAAAUUAUUUUUCAAGUUUGUGGAAAAUGAAUUGU